Molecule: messenger RNA, 551 nt
Organism: Ipomoea triloba (trilobed morning glory)
Lineage: Eukaryota; Viridiplantae; Streptophyta; Magnoliopsida; Solanales; Convolvulaceae
Exons: 2
Coding region: 11-340 (109 amino acids)
Source: RefSeq, a predicted model, not a curated record
CCUAGUAUUAAUGACUAGAAGAUUGCUUGAGAGAUCUCGAUCGGAGGUUGCCGGGAAAGCCAUGGGGAAAUACGUGGCGCUGUUGGACGCCGGAGUAAGAAUGGCGGCGCGUUUCAAUUCCCACUGCCCACAGACCUCUAGGAUGUAUUACCACCCUCCUGCUAAGCACGAGCAGAACCACUACCGCGACGACGAUGAUCGCCGCCGUGCUUUUGCCUUCCAAAACUACCGCCGCCUUCAAGAUGAUGGUGUUUCCGGGAGCGGCGGCGCCGUUGGGGAUAAUGUGAGUGCGGCGGAUGGGGCUGGCACGGGAUUGAUUCUGCUGACGUCAGGCCUAUGAUAUUGGAAAGUGAUAAGUAUAUUUAGGUAAAAAAAUUUAUCAUAUGAUUUUUAUUGAAAAAGAAAACAAAAAUUGUGAUGAUAGAUUUUUUUUUUUCCCUAAGAAAUAGGGAUAUAUAUGUAGCAUUACUUUAUGAUAUAUGAUGUUAUAGGAUUAUAUCUACCAUGGUUGAAGGUUAAUUAUGAUUAAAUUUCAUUGAAAUUGUUAUUUC